CCUCGGGUUGCUGCCAAAUUGAAUGUUUCCCCGAUCAAUGAUGUAAUUGCGAUUCACAAUGAAGACACAUUUCAGCGUCCGAUUUACGCGGGAAACGCGUUGGUCACUCUCAGAUCUUUGGAUCCGGUACGUUGUAUGACCGUUCGUGCGACCGCUUUCCCAGCCAUUGAAUCGAACAGUUGCGGCGCGGAGGCAGCAUUGCUUACGGAAUUUUUGUCCGUGGAACAGCACAAAUCGGACCGACCCGAGCUGACAUCAGCAGAUGUGAUCAUUUCGGGUGGUCGUGGAAUGAAGAGUGGUGAAAAUUUCAAGAUUUUAUACGAGCUGGCCGAUAAACUGAAUGCAGCUGUGGGUGCUUCCCGAGCAGCAGUGGACGCGGGAUUUGCGGCCAACGAUAUGCAGGUGAUUAUCCUGUUUCUUCCAGUUGCAUGUUCCCUGGGAAACUCGAUUGGAUUAUUCGGGUCAUCUUUGAUACCACUCUUCAUUGAUCCUCCCACUUUUUCUCUUCCGGUGGAAAACUAA
This is a messenger RNA of Echinostoma caproni, 522 nucleotides long. NCBI's taxonomy places the organism in Eukaryota, Metazoa, Platyhelminthes, Trematoda, Plagiorchiida, Echinostomatidae. The record is from the annotation of a GenBank genome assembly.